This is a messenger RNA of Opisthorchis viverrini, 321 nucleotides long. RefSeq lists its product as hypothetical. The transcript is spliced from 3 exons. NCBI's taxonomy places the organism in Eukaryota, Metazoa, Platyhelminthes, Trematoda, Opisthorchiida, Opisthorchiidae. The record is from RefSeq and is a predicted model, not a curated record. The coding region runs from base 1 to 321 and encodes 106 amino acids.
AUGUGGAAUUCCGCCUCAGAAAAAGUAGGCUGCCUCGUCCGUAAAAUCUGGCCGGGCCUUCAGGCUCUUUCCAUAAAGCAAACUACUCACAAGGUUGCUGAAAACUCUUCGACAGCCUACGGCCGGUUUCACCCUUCUUGGGACUCAUCAAGUAGGUGCAGUUCCCGAGUUUCUGUCAACCCUAUGUUCUACUCGAACCCAAAUUGGACUGUUUUCCAGAAAUACACUCAUUUGCAAAUCACUUUUUAUGUUUUCACAAAGGAAACUACUCACAAGGUUGCUGAAAAUAUACUGCGAUUUCUCGAAUAUCGUGCCAAAUGA